This is a messenger RNA of Coffea eugenioides, 1105 nucleotides long. Its product is annotated as sirohydrochlorin ferrochelatase, chloroplastic-like. Bases 32 to 664 code for a protein of 210 amino acids. The transcript has 6 exons. Gene Ontology annotation, molecular function: lyase activity. NCBI's taxonomy places the organism in Eukaryota, Viridiplantae, Streptophyta, Magnoliopsida, Gentianales, Rubiaceae. The record is from RefSeq and is a predicted model, not a curated record.
GCGAGGAGCUCAGAACUCUCUCUCUCUAUCUAUGGAGUCUUCCUCUUUACUCAGUCAGUUCAGUUUCAGGAGAAGCCCUGAAAUAAGAUUAAAUGGAAGAAACCACGGACGGGCGGCCUCUGGAUUUGUAAAAGUACCUCAAAAACCAUGGCAAAGAAGAUACGUUGGAACACAACCGUGUUUGGCCACUGCCCGUGGUGGCUUCAGCCAGGGGUUGCCCGGAGUAGGUGAUGGCGAUGGUGUGAUCAUUGUGGACCAUGGUUCGCGUCGGAAGGAGUCAAAUCUUAUGCUAAGUGAGUUUGUUACAAUGUUCAAAGAGAAAACCAAGUACCCCAUUGUGGAGCCUGCCCACAUGGAAUUGGCAGAACCAUCCAUCAAGAAUGCAUUUAGUUCGUGUGUUCAGAAAGGAGCACGCCGAAUUGUUGUGAGCCCAUUUUUCCUUUUCCCUGGACGACACUGGAACCAGGAUAUCCCUUCUUUAACUGCUGAAGCUGCCAAGGAACAUCCGGGGGUAUCAUAUGUCGUUACAGCACCUCUAGGCCUGCAUGAACUACUCGUGGAUAUUUUAAAUGACAGAAUCAAAUAUUGCUUAAGCCAUGUUGCUGGAUAUGCUGACGAGUGUUCAGUUUGCGCUGGAACAGGAAAAUGUCAUCUCUACGAAUGAUGUAAGUGGAUAUUGGAUCCUGCGUUUUGGCUAAUAGAUUUUAUCUCAAAUAUUUAUGAUAAGAUUAUUGGGUAAGGGGCAUCUACCAAAAGUGGAGGAUGCGAAUCAAAGAAUUGGUUCUGAGGAUGACUCAUAUAGAGACUAUCAGUCGAACUUGGAACCAAAGCUACAGCUCCUGGCCUUGAAAAGUUGCAAUUUUGAGCUACGCUGUAGAGAAGAGUUGAAGAUGGUUUUGCCUCUUCUUUCACCUUUUGUAGCUUGUAUGUUAGUAUUAUAUUCUGCUUAACUGGUUAGAUCAUUUCUUCUACACAUUCUGAAGAUUUUUGGGUAUAAAUCUUCUCCUGCAAUUAGCAGAGCAAAGUAGAAAAAUUGUAUUUGUUGGAUUAUUUUUCUGUACAACAUUGUGCAAGUCUAUCUUAUCAAGUGAUAAAAGUACCUCAA